Messenger RNA from Glycine soja, 1535 nucleotides. Its product is annotated as elongation factor Ts, mitochondrial. The transcript has 6 exons. Gene Ontology annotation, biological process: mitochondrial translational elongation. Lineage: Eukaryota; Viridiplantae; Streptophyta; Magnoliopsida; Fabales; Fabaceae. Bases 104 to 1150 code for a protein of 348 amino acids. The record is from RefSeq and is a predicted model, not a curated record. Gene Ontology annotation, cellular component: mitochondrial matrix. Gene Ontology annotation, molecular function: translation elongation factor activity; protein binding.
GUUUUGUAAAAGCAAGAGACAAAGAGAGAGAGGAAGAGGAAGGUGGAAAAGCCCUAGUGUGUGUUCUGCUGAGAGUCCGAUACACAUCUAGGAAACGCUAUCUAUGGCUUUUUACGGAGGCGCGAAACGCGUUUGUGUAUCCAUAAGGCACUAUUGUUCGAAUUCAGCGUCAGAGAAGGUGAAUCUGAUAAAGCAGCUGAGAGAGAGAACAAGCGCAGCUAUGAAGGACGUGAAAGCGGCUCUGGUGGAUUCGAAUUGGGACAUAGAGGAAGCUCAGAAGGAACUGAGGAAAAGAGGCAAAGUUUUGGCGUCCAAGAAAUCCUCUCGAACUGCCUCCCAAGGCCUCCUCGCUCUCGCCCAAUCCCCCACCAAACUCGCUCUCAUCGAGCUCAACUGCGAGACCGACUUCGUUGCCCGAAACGACAUCUUUCAGCACCUCGCUUUGCGUUUAGCCAACCAAGCUUUGUCUCUGUCGCUCGAUUCUUCUUCUUCUUCUUCUUCUUCCUUUCAUCUUGGACCUCAAUCCCUUCAGGACAUGCCAUUCAAUCUCGACCAUCCUAAGUUCAACGGCCAAACAACUGUUCACAACGCAAUCACUGAGCUCGCCGCCAUGAUGGGGGAGAAUGUCAGGCUUCGAAGAGGUUACGUCAUUCCUGCAUCACCCAAUGGCUUCAUUUCUACAUAUCUUCAUACCAGCCCCCAACCAGGUUUGGGUCGCAUUGCUGGAAUUUUGUCUCUUCAAGUGGACGAUGGUCAAACUCAACUCCAAGCUCUUCAACGUGUUGGAUCCGAAUUGGCUAUGCAUGUAGUCGCAGCAAAGCCAUUGUUUUUAACUAAGGAACUUGUACCUUCAGAUGCCUUAGAAAAUGAGCGCGAAAUUCUUAAAUCUCAGGCAGAAGCCUCUGGUAAGCCUAAGAUGGCCAUAGAGAAAAUGGUUGAAGGACGUCUCCGCAAGUAUUUUGAGGAUGUUGUAUUUAUGGACCAAAAGUUUAUUAUGAAUGAUACUAUGAAUGUGAAGGCAGUGCUGGAUAAUCUAUCCAAGGAGGUGGGUUCAUCUGUGAGGGUUGUUGAUUUUCUCAGAAUGGAAGUUGGGGAAGGAAUUGCAAGGCAAGAAACAGAUACAUCUGAGACUGUUGCUCAGGUUGCCUGAGUUUAAGGUGAUUCUGUGUAUUCAGGGAGGAAACCCUGAGAGCUCAGCUUUUGUUUUUAAGGCUUUUGCUCUCUAGCUGAUAUUUAAACAUGUAUGUUCAGUUAUUCAUCCGUGGAAGAUGAGGUACAGGUUCAGUUGAAAAUUUGGCUAUGGAGUUCUAGCUGAUCCCUGUUCGACUGUAUUAGUUUGUUCUGGCGCACUCGCCUGAUAGUUGAACCACAUAGGCUUCACAUUCAAAUUACUAAAGUUUUGUUUUAUAUCUUUUGUGAGUUCACAAAGUUUCUCAAUUUAAUUUUACAAAGCUGACAAAUAAGUUGAUACUUUGGAAUUAUCGAAACAAUUGUCGAAUAGAAGACAUAACCUUGUUUGUGUUUGCUUGAUGGUA